CAACUCCAACGCAUUUCAAAGGAAGAGCACAGACGAUGCCUUGCUUCCUUCCCUCCAUUUCUCCUUUCCCUCCUCAGCUCAAAAAGCAGCACCCACCCACUUCUUGAUCCGAUCUCCUUCCACACCUGCACGGGGGAUGCAGGAUUGCGGCUGCUGCAAGGCUAUAAACCACGGCUUCCUCAGCAAGCGUAGCGCAGGCCCGGGCACGCACCGCCGAUGGGCAACGUCGCGUCAGGGCGUCGGCGGCCGGCCGCGGUGGAGGAGCGGCUCACGCGGCCGCGACGCCUCCUCCGGGAGCUGCCCGACGUCGACGCUGGCCGCUUGCGCCGCCUCAUCCGCAACGGCGACCUCGCGCCGUGCUUCGACGCGGCCGAGGAUGCCGUCGGCGGGCAAGGCGAGGAGUGCCCCAUUUGCUUCUACUUCUACCCGAGUCUGAACAGAUCCAAGUGUUGCGGCAAAGGGAUCUGCACAGAAUGCUUCUUACAGCUGAUGCCAUCGAAUGCUUCUAAAGUUGUCCACUGUCCUUUCUGCAAAAUCAAGUCCUACGCAAUUGAAUACCAGGGUGCUCGAACGACAAGUGCGAAGAAAAUUGAGCAAGAAGAAGAACAGAAUGUCAAUGAGACUAAAAUGAGAGUACAUUCGAAAUCUCAGAUUGCCGGUGAAAUUAUUCUACCUUAGAAUUAGCAAGUCCAAUUUUACACUGCUGCACGCUUACUAACCUAAUGGUAAUUCUUUCUAACCUGGGAAAGAUUCCAUUGCUAUCAUGAAUCAUGAUCUAGAUUGGAAUUGAUUGGAAUAUCAGUUUGUUCAGAAAAGAGCCUGAUUCAGCUCGAGUGGCUCAGCAUUGCGUUCCACUUUAUACUGAAGCAAAAAUAUUCUGCUAGUGGUUGUAAAAGAAUGAGGAGUUAGUGUAGAAUUGUACGUUGAUUCUGUAAAGCUGCUCUGAAGACAAAAAUUAAGCUCCAAGUAUUAUGUCCUAAAUUACAUUAGUGGUGAUCAAGACCUCCACAAAAUUAAGCUCCAAGAUCAUUGCAUUUUUUUCAACCUUUAACUUGUUUUCUUUCUUUUGAUCGUUGGUGAUGUAAAUUAUCAUUAUCUCAUCCUACUAUUGCUGCCAAG
Phragmites australis (common reed) is the source of this 1119-nucleotide messenger RNA. RefSeq names its product E3 ubiquitin-protein ligase GW2-like. The transcript is spliced from 5 exons. The record is from RefSeq and is a predicted model, not a curated record. Lineage: Eukaryota; Viridiplantae; Streptophyta; Magnoliopsida; Poales; Poaceae. Gene Ontology annotation, cellular component: cytoplasm. The coding region runs from base 217 to 678 and encodes 153 amino acids.